Choloepus didactylus (southern two-toed sloth) is the source of this 1785-nucleotide messenger RNA. Its product is annotated as basic proline-rich protein-like. Bases 1 to 1785 code for a protein of 594 amino acids. The record is from RefSeq and is a predicted model, not a curated record. The transcript is spliced from 7 exons. NCBI's taxonomy places the organism in Eukaryota, Metazoa, Chordata, Mammalia, Pilosa, Megalonychidae.
AUGCGGAGAGGUGCCCUGUGCGCCACACUAAAAGCUUCAACAGCAAGUCCUCCGUCGCCGCAGAUGCCCCGGGUUCACAGCCCGUGUGCAGAUUCUCCCUCCCGGCUCCCGGUUCUUCCACAAGGGGCGCUCUCGGUCCCGCCAGCCUGGUGCCUGCCCUGUGCUAGAGCCUGCCGUGGCUCCCCGCUGCCCUCAGCACCCCCUGGUCCCCACUCCACCCACACCAGCCUCCUCGGGCCAGAGCCCCGGGCGCUUCAGGCCCAGCUGGAAGCCCCCGCUCAGCCUCUGUGCAGCUGCCAGGCUGUCUGUCCGUCCGCUGACCACCAGGCCGUCCAUGUCACCCACACAGAAGGGACAAUUGGCUUUGAGAGCCUGGAUUUCUGGGGUGCACACAGCUCCCGGCCACCAGGGGAGGAGGAGGAAGACGAACAGAAACGAUGGGGCGGCGAUGCCAAUGCCCCCAGCUCUGGAGGCCGGAAGUCCAACCCCGAGGCUCGGAGGCUGCAGGGGCCCCUUCCCGGCUCCGGUCUGUGGCUCCCGAGCUCCGUGGCUGGUAGAUGCGCCGUGCCACCUCCACCCCUCAUCCCGGGCCCUGUCCCGGGUGCCCCGGCCCAGGGCGUGCGUGGGGUGCGCGGGGGGACCUUCCCCAGCAGCCACGCCUGUUUGCGGAUCGCACCGAGUGAGCGCCGGCUGUGUACCCGCGAGGCCGGCAGUGCCCUUGGCCGGAAGUCGUGGUCCCCUGCAGGCCCCUGUCACUGCCCGGGCCGGGACCCUCCCCCUGGCCCCUCGUCCGCGUCACCGUGUCCCCCUGAACGGCCCACCCGCCGCGCUGUUCCGGGCGCCACCGUCCAGCACUGCGCUCCCGCGGGCCGCGGCACCCAGAUGGCACCAUGGCCCCCGCCCCGGCAUCGCCACGUUCUGGCCGCUCCGGCGGGAGGAAGCCCACUGCUUCCGGCUCCGGGCGCCCACGGGCCACCCCACGCGGGACCACGCCCGGCGGUGACGUCAGGUGGCGAGACCGUGACGCCACAGAGGCGGCAGGGCGGUGCCCGGGUCCCCUAUGGCCCCAGAGCGGCCGCAAAGCACGGCGCCUGUCGCGCGGCGUCACUCGACGUCGCAAAGCGGCCGGCGGGCCGGUGCGGCCCCGCCCAGCGCUGGGACGUCACGGCCUCGGCCCCGUGGACGGCGCCUGCGCACUGGGCCGCGCACGGCCGCCGCCCCCCGCUGGCCGACGCUGGCGGCGUAAACGCGCGGGCCCCUGUGGCGGCGCGGCGGCGCUGCGGGACGCGGCUGCGGGAGCCCGGGACGCGGGCGGCGCGGGACGGCGGCGGGGGACGGCGGCCCCCGCCCCGAACAUGCGGAGGCCCGCUGGGGCGGCGGCGGCGGCGCGGGAGCGGGGGCCGGAGCCGGAGCGGGAGCGCGAGCGGGGCCCGGAGCGGGGGCCGCGCCGCUGAGGCGAGCCCGGGCCGCGGAGCCACGGCCGCGGCGGAGGCCCAGAGCCCCGCGGACCGCCGCCCCUCACCCGGGCCCGAGCCCCGCGGACCCCCGCUCCUCGCCCGGGUCCCAGCCCCGCGGACCCCUCGCCCCUCACCCGGGUCCCAGCCCCGCGGACCGCCGCCCCUCACCCGGGCCCCAGCCCCGCGGACCCCCGCCCCUCACCCGGGCCCGAGCCUCCAGCCCCGCGGACCCCGCUCCUCGCCCGGGUCCCAGCCCUGCUUACCCCUCGCCCCUCACCGGGUCCCAGCCCCGCGGACCCCCCGCUCCUCGCCCGGGCCCCAGCCCUGA